AUGUUUAAUUUUAGAAAAAAUCUUGUCCAAAUAGAACCUAUUCAAAUCGAGGACCUCCUGUUUUGUUGUUAUUGUCAGAUAUUGUUUUCAAAAAGAUAUAAUUCAUUCCAGCAACAUAUUAAAAUAUAUACAGUUCAAAUGUCAGCAGAAUCUCCUCAAAGAAACUUAAGAUCAAAUACCAAGGAUAUUAGAAGACGUAAAUCCAUUCAUGAAAAUGAGCCAGACAUGAGAGAUAAAUCACCAUUCGUACAAUCUCAAUAUCAAAAGGAAUACAGCAAAUCGCCAGUCCGAAAGGAAAAUUUGUAUCCAGAUUUAAAGCAUUUGAUAAAUGAAAGUGUUGAUGAUAUAACUAAUGAAGACCAUAUUGAAGAAGAGAGUUUGGAACAUCUGGACAUAAGUGUAUCGAUUGAAUGUCAGAAAACAAGUUACAUGCCAGUUGUGCUUAGUUCAGUAUUAUUUGUUGUAGUAGCUGUAUUAUUUUGGUUAACAUUAAGUCUCGGAAACGACCAAAAAUCUUUUGCACAUAGAGAACUUAUCAACUGUUCACAAUUUAAUGAUUUAAAAGCAAAAUAUCCUCAACAGAAUGCAAAAAUUUUCAAUUCCCUUAGAAUUUCGAUUGAGGGAGUUUUUAAUAGAAACUCUAGACCUGCAGUUUUUACGUUUUUCUCUACAGAUCAAAAAAUUCUUCAUGAUUUAAUGAGCGAUGUUGUGUACAUGACGCAAAACUGCAUAAGGCAAUCGUAUGAACCAAUAAAUUUGACAUAUUCAGAUUUAAAUAAAGAAAAGUUUCUCAACGAUUACACAAAAAUCAUUGGAGAAUAUAAGAAUGAACUAGAGAAAAGAACUAUUCUGGUUAUUAAUAACUUGGAUGAAUUUUCUCCAAAAAUUGUUCCAUCGCUGCAUUCAUUCACAGACACUUACAAUCCAUUAGUUCAAAAAUCCAUCAUAUACCUUUCAAUUCGAGUGCCUCAAAAGCCGAACAAUCCAGCAGAUUAUAUAUUUACUCAUUUACAACACAAAUGGAAUGAAUUGUCAACCAAUAUUAAAAAUCCUCUCAUUGCACGAGUUUUAGAUCAAACGUUUUUCCUGGAACCAAGCUACUAA
This is a messenger RNA of Chironomus riparius, 1104 nucleotides long. The record is from the annotation of a GenBank genome assembly. Lineage: Eukaryota; Metazoa; Arthropoda; Insecta; Diptera; Chironomidae.